AUGAACACACCCACCCCCAAUCCCCACCACACAACCCUCCUCACCAUCCACCAAAUCCUCCACCUAACCCACCACCGCAACAAAAACCAACAUCGCCUCUCAAAAUGGUACAAAUCAUUCAAUAUCCUCCGUCGACAAAUUACCCGUUUGCUCACUCUCGUUCCCGAAUAUGUGAUUGAAUCAUCACGUGGAAAGUCAAAAGUGAAAGGGAAAGCGAAGGAGAAGAAGGAGAGGGAAGAGAGGGAGUUGCAGAAUUUGGUUGGGUAUAUGCGGAAGGAGGUGGUAGGGGAAUGUUAUUUGGCAUUUAGCCAACUAGUAGCUGAUAACCAAUAUGCUACAUUAGGAUUAAUGUUAAUGGGAUGUCUUGCACGUUUAUACAAGAUACUCGAAUCUUUACGAGUCCUAACAGCAGAAGAAAUUGCCGAGAAAACCGGAACACUAAAAGAGGAGGUAAAAGUUAAUGAGCCAGAAAUAGGAGAGGAUUUAGGCGAGAAGAUCGUGAGGGAUGCUCCAGCUUCAGAAGUGAUUGAAGAUACUCAGAAGGAGGAAAAGAAAGAGGAAGAGGAUAGUGAAGUUAAGAAGUCGAAAGUAAAGAAGAGGAAACAGGAGGGUGAAGUAUUGGAACGAAAAUCUUCCAAGUUAUCUUCAUUAGAUUCGACGCCGGCGAAACCGCCAAAGAAGAAGAGGAAAAAGAAGGGUGGAGAUGCUUUUGAUGAUUUGUUUGAUAGUUUGAUGUAA
Sclerotinia sclerotiorum 1980 UF-70 is the source of this 738-nucleotide messenger RNA. RefSeq lists its product with no specific name. The record is from RefSeq and is a predicted model, not a curated record. Gene Ontology annotation, cellular component: ribonuclease MRP complex. The coding region runs from base 1 to 738 and encodes 245 amino acids. The transcript has 2 exons. Lineage: Eukaryota; Fungi; Ascomycota; Leotiomycetes; Helotiales; Sclerotiniaceae. Gene Ontology annotation, molecular function: rRNA primary transcript binding. Gene Ontology annotation, biological process: nuclear-transcribed mRNA catabolic process, RNase MRP-dependent; maturation of 5.8S rRNA from tricistronic rRNA transcript (SSU-rRNA, 5.8S rRNA, LSU-rRNA).